Molecule: messenger RNA, 599 nt
Organism: Olea europaea var. sylvestris
Lineage: Eukaryota; Viridiplantae; Streptophyta; Magnoliopsida; Lamiales; Oleaceae
Exons: 3
Coding region: 75-482 (135 amino acids)
Source: RefSeq, a predicted model, not a curated record
CUCCAUUAAGUUAAAGCUCCACAGCAUAGAAAAAACCAUCUUCAUACUAUUCCUUCCAAUUCAACACUCUAUUAAUGGCUACAAGACACCCUUUUUCAGGUUCUCUUGUAAUUCAAGAACCUGCUUCAAACCGAAGGCCUGGAAAUAGACUACUAAUGUGUGCCAACAAUCAAAUCCGAAUCAAUAGUAAACUUCUUCAGAUCAGAUCAUCAAUCAGGAACAAGGUUUUCGAAGAUCUGUCCUCCGGUAUUGUUUGUUAUAAGGAUGAUAACGGAGAGAUAACAUGUGAAGGAUACGAUGAGGGUCCUCGUUAUCUCCAGAAAUCGACGAAAAUCACUUGUGAUUCAAGAGAUGUCGAGAUCGUUGACCUGUUUCACAGAUGUUGGCUUCAAGCGGCUGAUGAUAAUGAGCCUAAAACUGCAGACAAAGGGGUUUCAGAGCACAAGGGCUUAAACUGUAAUGGUUUCAACACAUUGUGCUAAUUGUUUAUAGGAAUUAUUGACUUCAGUUAAUAACAUGUACAGAUCUUUUGAAUGUAUCAUAUAAGAAUACUUUCUCAAAUCCAUUCAGAGUGAAUAAGAGUUUCAAUUAGGAUCUCA